UGUACCCGCAGUUUAUUUGAGGGUUAAGAUCAUACUUUCAUUCAUUCAUUAAAUGUCAUCCACAAGUGACAAUAUAUGUCAGCCGUCAUUCUUUUUUCAUGUGUUUUAGUUUCUGUUUGAUUUUGCUUGCAACCGUCGUGGCGCGCGUUUUUCUAAUUAAAUUCUUAUUAGAUUCUCACUAUUCUGCAUAGACUUUACAUCAGAUUAUAAUUUCGUUUCAAAAUGAGUGCGUGGCCUGAAGUAACGACUGCAAAGUCGGAAAAUCGUCAUGAAAUCAAAUUGGCGGGUGCGGCUAUUUCGAAACGUAUAACAGAAGGUGGUUUAGACAAAGGAAUAUUUCAAUUAACUAAUAUUAAUCUUUUAAAUAUUAGCGAUACGUGUCUAACAGCUAUUCCAGACGAAAUAAGUCAGUUGGUGAACCUGCAAUCCUUGUUGUUAUACGGCAACAAGAUAACAGACUUCAAUGAAAACAUAACCUCACUAAAGAAAUUAAAAGUACUUGAUCUAUCGAGAAACUUGCUGAAAAAUAUACCUGGAUCUAUAAAUGAGAUGAAAGAAUUAACUAACAUCAAUCUUAGUUCCAAUGAGAUUGAGGAGAUGCCGAAAUUUACGGAUUUUCCGAAUUUGCUAACAAUUGACAUGUCAAAUAAUAAACUCACUAGUUUCUUGGACUUGGAGAACGCUGUUAUGCCUCAUCUGACAGACCUAAAAAUUAAAAGUAAUUCCAUUGAAGUACUACCCAGCUGCAUAAUUCGUAGCUUGCCCUCGUUGAAAAACUUCGACAUCAGUGAUAAUCGCCUGAAAUCAGUUCCUGGAGAAAUUGCAAACAUGGGGAAAUUGAAAGAAAUAAACCUUAAGGGCAACAAAUUCACUGACAAAAGGUUCAUGAAACUAGUCGACCAGUGCCGGACCAAACAAGUUAUGGACUACAUCCGCGACCAUUGCCCCAAGACUGACCAGGCCCAGCCAACAGGCAAAAGCAAGGGAAAGAAAGGAAAAAGAGAAGAACCAACAGCAGAAGAUCAGGAAUGUGAUCUUUGCCAUUCGAUGAAGAUUCUCCAUGUAGAGGAUGAUAUCUUACGAGUUAAAAUCGUUGAGUCCCAAGUUGCUGGUGUCCGACCUUUUAUUCUCUGUUGCAUCGUGAACGACUUGAGCUUUGACGAGACAUCGUUUAAAAAGUUUAUUCAGAUGCAGACAAAGCUUCAUGAUACCAUCUGUGAUAAGAGGAACAUUGCCACCAUCGCCACACAUGAUCUGGAAAAGAUUGCUCCAGGUGACCUAGUAUACACAGCGAAGGCUCCAUCAGCUCUGAAACUGACACCACUAUCAAGGGUGAAGCCCUACUCUGGAGAGCAGCUGUUCCAGCAGCUGACAGCUGAAGCAGAGGCUCUCAGGAAGGAAAAGAAGAGGAAUGUUUACUCUGGAAUACACAAAUAUCUGUACUUAUUGGAAGGCAAGCCUCUAUAUCCAUGUCUGGAAGACGCCAGUGGAAAGGUCAUCAGUUUCCCACCCAUCACCAACUCUGAGGAUACUAAGAUGUCACAAAACAGCAAGUCGAUGUUGGUUGAAGUGACGUCACACACAUCGCUCGGCGCCUGCAAGACUGUGAUGAACAAGUUGCUGCAGGAGUGCCUGUUAUUGGGCAUCGGACCUGAACUGGAACCAGGCUCUAUUUACCACACCCUGAUUGUGCAGCAAGUAAAAGUAGUAGAUCCAGAAGGAAACCUCAAGAAUGUGUAUCCGUCACGAACUGACUGCGUCUAUGAAGCCACUAACAUUAAGGUUGUACGUAGCAACAAGAAGUAAUUAAUACGUAAUAUAAUACAAUACUUAUGUAAAAUAACAAUGCCAUAAUGACAAUAGCUGAAUCUGCACCAGACAAUUUUGAGCACUCUGAUUCCGUAGCAGAAGACACUAUGUGUCUCAUCCAAUGCAAGCUGUAAAAAACAAUACCCUUCCUUCAGUGGGGUAAAAAGAUAGAAUACCGUAUUUGUAGUGCCUCUGGUAUUGCAAGUGUACUUAGGUACCAUAUACCCUUACCAUCAGGUAGCUGCCAGCUAAAACUACUACUUAAGUGAUCCAAUCCCUGUCUUUAAGAGGUCAAAAGAAUAGCAGCUGGAUCAACAAACGAUCUAAGAUCAUGGAUUGCGAACUGUAAUAUCACCGAUCCUAGGUUUUUAGAUCGCAAAUCGAUCGGCGACCUCAAAUUUUCUGGUGUAGAAUCAGCUAAUGAUGCUACAAAAUGUUAAAUGUCUCGGGGCCUAAUGACGUCACUAUACACCUGUAUGAUCAAGGCGUUUUAAAAAUUUCGAUUGGCUAAAUAACCAAGGUGCCAAGUCACGUGAUUAGGCCUUUGCAAAGGAUCUGUCCAAAAACAUGUAUUACUUCCGUAUUUAACUUCUACUUACUAUUAAUAUAAACAUUUGAAAAAUAAUUGUGAUUAUACUAUUAUGCCUUAUGACAUUAAAAAUUAUUGCCAAAUUAUAUUAUACAUUUUUUUCGGCGCACAAAUAUUUAUGUACGGAUUUGUGCCUCUCUGUACCUGUAUGUAUACAUUCACUUAAUAGGUUCGAAUUUACACUACUUAUUUAAUAUAAGAGUUAAUUUAAUUGAAAUUUUAAUUUCAACUUAAUUUACAUUUAAUUUAAUGUUGUGUUAUUAAAAUUAAGUGUUCGCAUCAUGGAUUGCGUUGCUUUGUGUGUCUAAGAUUGUAACAACUUUCUUUAUUAAUUUAAAAAGUAAUGCACAUGUCCCAAAUUGUUUUGGGCUGACAAAUCAAAUCCAGUAUGCUAUAAUUAAGUUAAAAAUUUGUCUGUGAUGAAUCAUGCUAGUAACGUACUAAUGUACCACAUCGAUACCGAUUGUAACUUAAAAAGUAAGAGAAAGUCUUUGUUACAUGUUUUCUUUUGAAUAUAAGUAUUUUUGUAACCUU
Molecule: messenger RNA, 2932 nt
Organism: Spodoptera litura
Lineage: Eukaryota; Metazoa; Arthropoda; Insecta; Lepidoptera; Noctuidae
Product: leucine-rich repeat-containing protein 47
Biological process (GO): phenylalanyl-tRNA aminoacylation
Molecular function (GO): protein binding; phenylalanine-tRNA ligase activity; RNA binding
Source: RefSeq, a predicted model, not a curated record